ACAGACACACACACUGUCACUCGCUCUCUGUCUGUUUCUGCUACACACACACACACACACACACACAUAUAUACACUGUAUUACAGUGGAAUCCGCCUUGCUUUGAGAUCCAAGCUCUGCUAUUGGGAGCAGGAAAAAUAUAGGAAAUCUAGCACGGAGCAGAGGGAUCCUCCACAUCUCCACAUCUGUUUUGGAUGCUCCAAAUGAGUGUACCUGCAGCAACGGCACAGAAAUCAGACGGCAACAACAGUGAAAUGCAAUCAGCUGCAGUGGCUCCCUCUUUCCUCCCCAGCCAGUCGGGGAAGAUACCGGGCAGGAAGAGAGGGAGACCCCCACUCCGCAAUGUCGCCAAGAUGGAUUUUCCCAACCGUUACCCAGAAUCGCUGCCUCCGCUCAAAGUGCCAAAGAAGAGGGGGAGAAAGCCGGGCUUCAAGCUCAAACCCAGGAUGGUGAUGACACCGUUGGCUAUUUCUCCACCCAGUAGCACCCCAGAGCCAGAUAUGAGCUCCAUCCCUCAGGAUGCAGCCACCAUCCCUCACUCUGCCACGCCCCAGGUGCUCACAGUGUGUAUCUACAUCAACAAGCAGGCCAACACGGGCCCCAACCUGGACAGGAAGAAGAUCCAGCAGCUCCCCGAUCACUUUGGUCCCGACAGGCCCUCGGUGGUUCUGCAGCAGGCCGUCCAGGGCUGCAUCGACAGCGCCUUCCAGCAGAAAACAGUGUUCACUCUCCUCACACAAGGCUACGGGGGAGAAAAAAUAUCAGCCACGUUUGACGGGAAGCAGCACCUUCUGAGCCUCCCUGUGGUGAACAGUAUUGACUAUGUGCUUCGUUUUCUGAAGAAACUCUGUCGCAGCUUGCACUGUGAGAACCUCUUCAGUGAUCAGCCCAUUACCCAGCACAGUGGCCGCUCCUACCAGUCAGAUGCUGAGACAUCCAUGGCCGAUGACUACCACUUAGACCAGUCAGACGGCAAACGCUACUCCUUGGACCCUGGCGAUUCUGCUUUCAGCUCCAUAAGCUCGUCCUACUCGCCAAAGUCCUCCUACGGGUUCCGUUCAUCACAGCAGUUCUCCAACGGCUCAGCCUCCAUGAGCAUGUGCAGGCAGUCGUCAACCAGCCCAAGCACAUUCCCAGAGAGCAACAGGACAGGAGGAUAUAAUGCAUCUUCAGAGUCCCAGGAGUCCAAAGCUCCGCCCAAUAAGGAUCCAACCACCUGGUCUGUGGAAGAUGUUGUCUGGUUCAUCAGAGACGCAGACCCACAGGCUCUUGGCCCUCAUGCGGACGUCUUUAGAAAACAUGAGAUUGAUGGAAACGCGUUGUUACUCCUGAAGAGCGACAUGAUCAUGAAGUACCUCGGACUGAAGCUGGGGCCGGCCUUGAAGCUUUGCUACCACAUCGACAAACUAAAGCAGACAAAGUUCUGAAAUCUCCUUCCCUCUUGAAUCCAAGUUGUUUGAGUUUGAGUAUAGGGUCAUGCCUGGGGUCUCAUGUCCCCAAGCGGAAGGUAUGUCACUUUCUUCAGGGUCCCAGGAGUGGGUGUCACUUCCUUUUCUACCAAAAAAAUAUUUAAAAAAAAAUUUGCUUCUACUUUUUAUUUAUCUCCUUUUCGUAAAGAAGAAACGGUAAUGUAAUUUUUGAAUUGAUAAGGUAAUAGCGAAGAAAUCCAAGAAAGCCACUCAAAGAAUUAAAUGUCCAAGGGAAAAAAUAGGCUCCACCUUAAUGCUUCAUGGUGAUAUUAUAGGGCUAAUGUAAAUCUUCUCCAACAUCACCUGCAGUUUAUGCGAUGUCAACAAUGCUGUAUUUUUUGAUAUUCUUAUUUUUCACAGCUAACACACUAUACGCACUUUAACUUUAACACUUCUUAAAGCUGCAAUUACAGAGUUUUUGGCCACUUGGGGGCAGUGGAACUUGCUAUCAAACAGUUAACAGCCGUUAUGGACUUACAUUAUUUGGUCUCAUUUGGUGCUUCACUUGACGAAUGUAUUUUUGGUCCAUAUUGGAAAUUGUUUGUUGUUUAGCUUUCAGCAGCUAUGGUCUUAACUGUCUAAGUACUGUUUGGUCCUGUGUGCAUCGGGUUUUUAAACAUUUUCACUGAAAACAGACGUCUACUGAGGCUUAAAACAACACUAAGCGAACAGGGAUGGGAGUGGAAACUCACUGUAAAACCCAAAUAGCCAAAGCUACGCUAAGACGAGCCGCAGAUUCAGGUGACAAUUCUUUGUUUCCUCAAUUUGAGCAUCGUGCUGUCACAUUUUUACACUUUGUUAUGAUAAAAUAAAUGUUAGCCAUUCUUAGCAAACUCUGUGAAUGUUUUAAAUCUGAUUAAAUAAAAGGAGAAAGUGACGUCCUUUAGUUCUGGGGACCCUGAAGGAAGUGGCGACCCUACUCUGAGCUGAGAGCUACAGUCAGACUCUUUUAGUACAGAUUUCGUUUUUAAGAUUCCCAUUUAAAAUUACUUACGCUACUUUUGUCGGUGACUUUGAAUUAAAAACCUUCAGAUUAUGGAAUACAUCCACAGGAAACAUGUUAUAUAGAUUCCUUAUCUGACCAGAAAUGUAUAACAGAAAACAUUUUUUACCUUAAGACGACUUUCAAUUGUCAGAUUUCACCACAGGAUCUUGUUUACUCGUGUUUAUCAAGAUGAAAACAUAUCUAUGACUCCACUGAAAAUGGUGCAUUACAUUUUACAUUGCUUUUUGAUUGAGAGAUUUAGAAAAUCAUUUUGAUACUAUUUUUUCACAUUUCUGUGUAACAAAAAAAUACUUUCCCUGUGGAUGGGUCCUUCUUUCAAUUAUAAUUUUAACAUGUAAAAGACUGUAUAACCUAAACAAAAUAUAGAAAGAAAGUAGCUCUCUUGUUCCUAUACACAAAGUAAAAUGAGAGCAUGUGAACGUGAUAUAUUUAUGUUUCAAUAUGCAAGAUUGUUACAUGCCAAUUAUCUCUCCUCAUGUAUACUCAUUAGAACAUUUUUUAUUUUUAUGGGUUUAUAAGUUUUUAUCAAGCAUCAGUGUUGAUACCGAAGUCGUCAGAACACGCAAAUCACAUAAAUGUGACACUAAGAAAACCUAAAUGGCGAUGUAAAUGGGUAUAUAAUAUAAUAUUGCUUUUGUAUACCACUUUCGGUGUACAGUAUGCAUCCUUUUUAAUCAAUUAACCUUUGUAAGUGAAUGCUGCUGUAAAGAAAUUACAUGUAAGCCAUGCCUAGUGAGAACAAGCUGAGGUGUUUUAUUUUGAAAAUCACUAUGAGUAAGAGUUUUAGAUAAAAGCUGAGUGGAUCAGUCCUCUACGCUGGUGCUAAAAGUUAUCUACGUAUUUAAGUGUUUGCUUUUGUGUCUGUGAGAUGUAAAGGAUAUCCUGUGUGUAUACUGUUACUGUAUGUGAGUAUUAAAUUAAGAAAUCAAGUAAUCAGAGCUUA
Paralichthys olivaceus (Japanese flounder) is the source of this 3418-nucleotide messenger RNA. Its product is annotated as sex comb on midleg-like protein 4. Gene Ontology annotation, cellular component: nucleus. NCBI's taxonomy places the organism in Eukaryota, Metazoa, Chordata, Actinopteri, Pleuronectiformes, Paralichthyidae. Gene Ontology annotation, molecular function: histone binding; chromatin binding. The record is from RefSeq and is a predicted model, not a curated record. Gene Ontology annotation, biological process: negative regulation of DNA-templated transcription.